CUUCUGCACCUUCAGCCCACUUCCCCUUCCUGGGAGCGAAGGGAGCUCAGCACUUGCAGAUCAGGGCCUGUAAUCAGCUCCUGGACUCUGGACAGUCUGCACAGCCCUCAGUGCCGUAAAAGACAGGAAGCAGCAACUGCAGUCCACUGCAGAUCAGCCCCAGCCACCGGAGUUCUCUCUCUGUACUACUGCAGGGAAAACAGACAUGGCCUGGCUCCUCAUUGGCAUCAGCUUGGCUUUUCUUCUGCAAGUUGACAGCACAUCCCAGGUUCUGAAAGAAGGCAAAGAAAUGGAGGGUUCCUUGGAACAGGACAUUAAGAAGCAAAUUAUUCUGGGCAUAAAAGCUAUUGAACCACCCGAGAAUGAAGAACAAACGGCAGAUAUUGAUCCUGGAAUGAGGCUGUUGUCUAGUGACGCACAAGGCAGAAGAGCACCCAGGAGCGCUGGAGACCCGCCAGCCCUGCUGGGUGCCAAGUCUGCAGUGGUACCAGAGGAAGACCGAGACCACAUCUACCACCCGCCAGACGGUGCUCUAGAAGAGGAAGGCCCCAUGAAGAUAGUGACACUGUAUGCUGAAGCCAUCAAUGGCCCAGAAGAAGACAGAGACCAUCUCUACCAUGGCUAGGGGAGGAGAUUUGAUCCCGUCUACCCACCAGUAAUAAAGGAAGAGGGGAUUGUGCUGAGCGUCCCCUCUACCUCCUCUCCUUGG
Molecule: messenger RNA, 709 nt
Organism: Dermochelys coriacea (leatherback sea turtle)
Lineage: Eukaryota; Metazoa; Chordata; Testudines; Dermochelyidae
Gene: PRAP1
Product: proline rich acidic protein 1
Exons: 5
Coding region: 206-625 (139 amino acids)
Source: RefSeq, a predicted model, not a curated record